Messenger RNA from Scatophagus argus, 11422 nucleotides. Its product is annotated as receptor tyrosine-protein kinase erbB-4-like. The record is from RefSeq and is a predicted model, not a curated record. Gene Ontology annotation, molecular function: epidermal growth factor receptor binding; ATP binding; transmembrane receptor protein tyrosine kinase activity. Gene Ontology annotation, biological process: positive regulation of kinase activity; cell surface receptor protein tyrosine kinase signaling pathway; positive regulation of cell population proliferation. Gene Ontology annotation, cellular component: basal plasma membrane; signaling receptor complex. Bases 328 to 4479 code for a protein of 1383 amino acids. The transcript has 28 exons. Lineage: Eukaryota; Metazoa; Chordata; Actinopteri; Scatophagidae.
AGAAUACGAGUCUACAGCUGCAUAGUGUAGCCAAGUCAGGGAGUAAUGGCAUGAGUACUGCCUUAUACUGUUUAGACAAGCUUCACGGUGCGCCCGUUGGAAACUAAUACUCGACUUAUUUCUGUUUUGACACCAGACAAUAAAUUAGACCUGUAUGCGCUAAGGGACGAGGCGGAGGACUGUCGGACAAACUGUAAACUUAGUCAAAAUCGACUUAAGUCCACCUAAAAGGCUUCAAACGCAAACGAUUCAUCCUUUCUGCCUGCUUCAAGGAAGGAUACGCUGCUGGACAUGUGAAUUUAAAGGAGAUACUUGCCAAGAACAACAAUGAAACCAACGACUGCCCUGUGCUACUUCGGCUUUCUCCUGACUUGCCUGUUGUUCGGGUCGAGCUCCUCACAAUCAGUAUGCGCUGGUACAGAGAACAAGCUGAGCACGCUGUCCGACCUGGAGCAGCAGUACCGCACACUGAGGAAGUACUACGAAAACUGUGAAGUCGUCAUGGGCAACCUUGAGAUCACAAGCAUCGGCCCCAGUCAGAACCUCACCUUCCUCAAAUCUAUCCGAGAAGUAACAGGCUACGUGUUGGUGGCGUUGAACCAGUUUGACUACCUGCCUUUGGAGAACUUGAGGAUUAUCAGAGGAACCAAGCUGUAUGAGGACCGCUACUCCCUCGCAAUCUUCCUCAACUACAGACGUGGUGGGAACUUCGGCUUGCGCCGGCUGGGUCUGAAAAGCCUCACCGAGAUCCUGAAUGGUGGUGUGUAUGUUGACCAGAACAAGUUUCUGUGCCAUGCAGACACAAUCCAUUGGCAGGACAUUGUCAAAAACCCACGGAUCCAUCCUGUGGUAGUGCCCACCAAUAGCAGUGUCACAUGUCCAAAGUGCCACCGUUACUGUAAUGGUCGUUGCUGGGGGCCAGAGAAGGACCAGUGUCAAAACUUAACUAAGACAGUGUGUGCUGAGCAGUGCGAUGGCCGUUGCUUUGGUCCCUAUGUUAGUGACUGCUGCCAUCGUGAGUGUGCAGGUGGCUGCUAUGGACCAAAGGACACAGACUGCUUUGCUUGCACUAACUUCAAUGACAGUGGGGCAUGUGUGACCCAGUGCCCCCAACCAUUUGUCUACAAUCCCACCUCCUUCCAACUGGAACACAACCCCAGGGCCAAGUACACCUAUGGAGCCUUCUGUGUCAAGAAGUGUCCACAUAACUUUGUGGUGGACCAUAGUUCCUGUGUAAGAGCGUGCCCCAGUAACAAGAUGGAGGUGGAGGAGAACCGCAUUAAGAUGUGCAUUCCUUGUACUGACAUCUGCCCCAAAGCAUGUGAUGGCAUUGGUACGGCCAGCCUACAGGCAGCUCAGACAGUGGACUCCAGCAACAUCGACAAGUUUAUCAACUGCACUAAAAUCAAUGGCAACCUGGUGUUCCUCAUCACUGGGAUCAAAGGGGAUGUCUAUCACAACAUUGAAGCUUUGGACCCAGAAAAGCUUAAUGUAUUCCGCACCGUUAAGGAGAUCACAGGCUUUCUGAACAUCCAGUCUUGGCCUGACAACAUGACAGACUUGAGUGUUUUCUCCAACUUGGCUACUAUUGGGGGAAGAGCGCUGUACAGUGGGAUCUCCCUGCUGGUGUUAAAGCAGCAGGGCAUCUCAUCAUUGCAGCUCCAGUCCCUGAGAGAGAUCAGUGCCGGGAACGUCCACAUCGCAGAGAACAGUCAGCUUUGCUACUACAACACCAUCAACUGGACAAGACUGUUCCGCACUGCAAACCAGAAGGCUCUGAUUCGCAACAACCAAAGCCCACAACAGUGCGCCAAGAAUCACAUGGUGUGUGACCCGCUGUGUUCGGACGCAGGGUGUUGGGGUCCUGGCCCAGACCAGUGCCUCUCCUGCAAAUACUUCAGCCGUGGACGAACCUGUGUGGAUAAAUGUAAUCUUUAUGAAGGGGACAUUCGAGAGUAUGCCAACGGCUCGGUGUGUGUGGAGUGUGAUGGCCAGUGUGAACGAGCUGACGAUGACUCUUUGACGUGCCACGGACCGGGCCCAGAACACUGUGUGAAAUGCCUCCAUUUCAAGGAUGGUCCUAAUUGUGUGGAAAAGUGUCCUGAUGGCCUGCAAGGUGCCAACAGCUUUAUUUUCAAGUACGCAGAGGCCAACAAUGAAUGCCAUCCCUGCCAUGCCAACUGCACCCAAGGGUGCAUUGGACCAAGACUACAAGACUGCAUUGGAUGGAUGGACAGAACCCCCCUGAUCGCGGCCGGGGUGAUCGGCGGCCUCUUCAUGGUGGUGAUCAUGGUGCUGAGCAUAGCAGUGUCUGUGCGGCGAAAGAACAUCAAGAAGAAGAGAGCCCUCCGUCGCUUCCUGGAGACAGAGCUGGUGGAACCUUUAACACCGAGUGGAACAGCACCUAACCAGGCCCAGCUUCGCAUCCUGAAGGAGACAGAACUCAAAAGGGUCAAGAUCCUUGGCUCUGGGGCCUUUGGGACUGUCUAUAAGGGUAUUUGGAUCCCAGAGGGUGAAAAGGUGAAGAUUCCUGUAGCCAUUAAAAUCCUAAAUGAAGCCACUGGACCCAAGGCUAAUGUGGAGUUCAUGGACGAGGCCCUGAUCAUGGCUAGCAUGGAGCACCCCCACUUGGUUCGCCUGCUGGGCGUCUGCCUCAGUCCCACCAUCCAGCUGGUCACACAACUGAUGCCUCAUGGGUGCCUGCUCGACUAUGUGCACGAGCACAAGGACAACAUUGGAUCCCAACUGUUGCUGAAUUGGUGUGUCCAGAUUGCCAAGGGGAUGAUGUAUCUGGAGGAGCGCAGGCUGGUUCACAGGGAUCUGGCAGCCCGGAAUGUCCUGGUCAAAUCUCCCAACCACAUCAAGAUCACAGAUUUUGGUCUGGCUCGCCUACUGGACGUUAAUGAGAAGGAAUAUAAUGCUGAUGGAGGAAAGAUGCCCAUCAAAUGGAUGGCCCUGGAGUGUAUCCAUUAUAGGAAGUUUACUCAUCAGAGUGACGUUUGGAGUUACGGGGUGACCAUUUGGGAAGUAAUGACCUUUGGAGGAAAGCCAUAUGACGGGAUUUCCACCAGAGAUAUCCCAGACCUGCUAGAGAAAGGAGAGCGUCUUCCUCAGCCGCCCAUCUGCACCAUCGACGUCUACAUGGUCAUGGUCAAAUGCUGGAUGAUUGAUGCAGACAGUCGGCCCAAGUUCAAGGAGCUGGCAGCAGAGUUCACUCGGAUGGCUCGUGAUCCCCAGAGAUACCUGGUCAUUCAGGGUGAUGACCGCAUGAAGCUGCCCAGCCCCAAUGACAGCAAGUUCUUCCAAAGCCUCUUGGAUGAGGAGGAGCUGGAGGACCUGAUGGAUGCUGAAGAAUACCUGGUGCCCCACUCUUUCAACAUCCCACCACUGGCAUACACCCCCCGCACACGCAUGGACUCCAACAAGAACCAGUUUGGCUACCAGGACCCAAGUUUCAGCAUGGAGGACAUGCUGGCUACCCUGCCCAGAGUGGUCUCUGUUCCACCCGUGUCGGGAGGCUGCCUCCCUCCACAGGACCUAGCCUCGGCGGGGCAGAUUGUUGGUGGAUUUGGCCGUGGCAACCAGGAUGACCCUCGCUGCAACGGCACUCUGAGGAAGCAGGCUUCCCCAAGGUCAAGCACCCUUGGGGCCGGCUCAGCGCUGACUGCAGGACAAGGUAUAGGGGAGGAUAGUAGUGGACAACGUUACAGCGCAGAUCCAACAGGUCUUUUAGCGGAACGAGGAGCAAAAUCAGACAAAGACCAAGAUGGCUACAUGACUGCCAUGAGAGACAAGAACAACUCAGACUAUCUCAACCCAGUAGAGGAAAACCCGUUCGUCACACGUCGCAGGAAUGGUGAUGCCCAUGCAAUGAUCGAUGGAGCAGGUUGCCACACUCUGCACAUGGCUGGAGCUGCUGCUGCACCGAAGAACCAGUCCGUUCAUGGGGACGAUGAGUAUAUCAAUGAGCCACUGUACCUGAAUACCUUCCUUAACCCUGGGGACAAAAAUGGAUUAGCUGGUGCAGUGUCUGUCCCUGGCCCUGUGUCCUCUGCAGCUCAAUCUGUAUCGCAGACAGUCAACCCAUCAACAUCAAGCCACACAGUCUCCUCCUCCACUGGAUAUGUGGUGCCCCCUGGCCAUAUCCCCCACCCUUCAUAUCCAUCACACACUCUGCAUCCAGGGCACUCGGGGCAUCCUCUGCACUCAGGCGUCACCAGCAGCACCAUCAUGUUUGAUAAGAAAGGCAAGAAGGCCACUUUUGACAAUCCUGAAUACUGGCAGCACAGUCUACCCCCGAAGUCCUCACUGCACAAUCCUGAGUACCUGCAGGACUGCAGCACACGCUUCUUCUACCGGCAGAAUGGACGCAUUCGCCCUGCUGUGGCCGAAAACCAGGAGUACUUGUCUGAGGCUGCUAUGAAAGCUGGCAAUGUGUUGCCACCCCCUCCAUACAGACAGAGGAACACUGUAGUGUAGUGAUCCACCUGUAGCACAAUGGAGGGAUGACAAGAGGGAUGAAGAAGGAGAUGAAUGGACAUUGGACAGUCCUUACGUACAGUACUUCUCAACCUGCGAUCUCCUUCAUCCGCUCUGAACACAUCUCUCUGUUAUGUCUGAUUGCGAGUCUUUUAUGCUCACCCUAAGGUUCUGCCUUUUCUUGACAGGACUACUGGCAGCCUCACUUGACAUUCAAACCAUCUUUUUUAGCUCCAUCCCUGGCCCUGAUGUGUAAAGUAAGUAGACACAGCUCUUCAAGGUUGGUCCUUUUCUGGAGCUCACUGUCCUGCCAUCUUUAGUACCAGAAAGGUACAAAAACAACACAAUGAAAGGAUGAAAUUGGAUGUUUUGUAAGAGAAAAAGGAGAAAUGAACUGAGGUUAGCCCAAAGAGAGGAUCGCCAUGCCUUUACAUGCUUUUCUUCAUCCACACAUGAAUUACAAUUCACCAUGUCCUUUUGGCACAUUUUCCACCCAGCUAGAACACAUUAAACACACACACGCACACAUUAAAGUAUGCACACACAUUUUUUUUUUUACUUUUGUGCAGUCUGUCAAAUGACUAAUGCACAUGGAGUUGUGUUAUGACUUACCAGCAAACAUGCAGUCAGACUAAAGAGACCAGAUGUGACUUGCAUGCCUGCCUACACGCUUCUUUGACUUUUAAAUGUUGCUGCACCAGUAAUGGAUUUCAAAAAUUUAUCACACACACAGCUCAUAUCAUACCUAAAACAUGUUAACAUGCCUGCAGCAUAGACAUACCAAUAAUAACCAUACACUGAUUCAUAAGUAAAUACACACAUGCACUAACAGAUAAACCUGCUGCCACUUAAAAUAUAUUCCAGAGGAGACUUUGUGCUGAAAGACAGAGUGUGCCGAUAAUGGCAGCCAGUGGUGCAGCGCAGAGAAAGGGUCAACGGAAAAGUAAAUGUCACCACAGUUUUAUGGAAAGCUGUGAUAUCACCCAGUAGCUGGUGGAAAGCAUCCAGCAGAUUAUUGACAUGGCUAGAAUGGGAUUUAAAAGGUCGACUACUCAGAGGACGACCCUUAACUUCCCACAUCAGUAUCCUUCUUGUUCGUCUUUCAUCCAAAGAAAUCCAGUCUGAAGAGCCAGCAAUCCAUCCACUUCAAUUUUACCUUCAUAAGAUCAUCGUAAGCAGCAUCGUGACCGACAUAACCAACGGCAACUGCAGAACAAGGAAUAACGUUUCAAAGGAAGUGAUGCUUGGGAAUGGACAAACCUUUUAAUGGGGAAAACUGAACAUGAGGGGGCAAUAUAUGAUUUUAGAAUCUCAAUCAGCAUUGUUUUUUUAUUUGUUUGUUUGUUUUUGUUUUUAGACAUCAGGGAUCUGUUUACCUUGUCACCUUCUCUUACAUUUACUCUUACACAAACAGCCACAAAAGAGCACUGUGCAGAUGGCUAACACUGCUGAGCUGUAAAUAAACCAAUUACAUGUCAUUUGAAGACAGGCACAAAUCUGGAAAAACAAAAAAAGCUCAGUGGAUGUCUGGAGCAAUGUUAAAGUACAUCAAAAGACGAGGAUAAUGGAUCUGCAAAAGAUCUUUGCAGCUCUCAGUCUUCAGUUUUAUGUGAUAAAAAACAAACCCUUGACCACAUAUUCACCACUACAGGGCCUUGCUCUGUCCCCUAGAGGUUAAGGUGGUUCAGAAAAAGUGUCUGCCAGAACUGUCUAAGAAGGCCUCCUCCACAUUUUAACCACUGAACAACCGUGGGAAAAUGGGACAUCGUCUUUUGUAGAAGUGUUUGACAUUAAUGGUAAGACAUCACAAGUUAUCACUGAAUCCACUGAAGGUUAGCUUUCUGUACUGAUAUAAUACAGCCAGAUGCCACAGUAAUCUCUGAUGGAGACCACUAGCAUCUGUCGUCAAAUGACUCUGAAGCCUAAUUUCGGCUGGGGUUGAUAAUUCAAUAGCACUCAAGGUUCUGCCACAGCCAAAUGAUUUUGCUGUUAUUCUCGCUCUAAGCGGCAAUUUAUUUUUUCUCAUCAUGUUGCAGAUAUAAUUUACAGAGAGAAAAUAGUUAGUUUCCACUGCACUGAGGCUUCAUGUUAUGUGUUUCAUCAGACAUUUUACUAACAAAGGCACAUCCCCACUCUUAAGAAUAUCAUAAUAUUAAAUUGUGAUGUUGGAUGAUUUCAAACAAUGUACAAUAUCAGCUGAUAGAAAUUUAACCAGUUCUGACUCUAUUUAACCGCUAAAAUCAAGACUUUUGGUUUGUGAUGCAGGCUUUCUGUUAAAAAAUUAUAUCUCAAGCCUUAGCCAGGGAUCAUCCUGAUAGUGCCAUCAGUGUCAUCACUAGAGUAAUUUUCUAAGACUUUGGAAAGCUCCCUCCAGAACUACACAGGACAUUACACAGCUGUUUUCAUUCACAGGCCGAGUAGCACAGCUCAUUAGGAGUAAAAGUGAUGGCAUGCUCCUUUAACCAGACAUUUGCAGCUAUAAAAACUUUCUAAGUUGAAUUUCCAAAAAAUUUUGUACAUCGUGAAGUGACAUCACAAUAUAAAUCUAGUGGUAUAGAUUGAUAUAAAAUUCUAUUUUAUAUCACCCACCCAUAGGUGAUAAUGUCAUGAAAUUUGGAGACCGACUUAUGCCUGCGCGUGCCUCACUUCUGACCUACCAAUACACAAACACUGUUACACAACAUUGUGCCUCUACAUUGAAAAUACCAGGCGGUGGGAAGUGUCACACAAGCAGUGCUGAUGAUUUAUUGUCCAAAACACAGAUGUUGCCCUGGUGCAGUGUUUUCUUCCCUUCUCAGGUUUUACAGGGGAUAAUAAUCAUCCAGUUGAGCUCCAGCUGAGGCACAAGUUACCACAUCAUAAAGGGACAUCAAGCCUACUGGCAUAAAAGUAUAAUGGAGGACAGAUUAGUGCCAUGAUACAACAGUAGAUGUCCUGCUGAAAUGUCAGACUCAGUAGAAAUGUGAUUAUUACAGGGGGUUUGAAUUGUCACUGGUCAAGUGUCAUUUACUUAGGUCUGUUUCUAACAUGAUUUAACUGUUCUAGACCUGUUCUCUUACAUAUACUGAGAUCUUCGUUGUUCUGUUGAUUUCAUAUUUACUAGUUUAAGCUUACACUUUCUUGUGUGUGAACGGGUGCAAUGAAAGUGUCCUCUUCCUGUUUUUAGACUUGAAAGUCAGUUACAUAAAGCUCCUCUUUACCAUCACCCACAAGAUAUUAGUUGUAUUGCUUGUAGACUACUGUACAGCAAAGUGCAAUGACAACAGUGGAGAGUCACCCAGAGGGUUUGUAAUGGAUCUCUGUGGAAAAAUAAAGCCAAUCUUCUUGAGGAGAAAACCUGCUGGCGCUCUCAGCCAGCAAGCGUCACAAGGGGCUUUUAGCUUUUUGAAUGCUAAUUCAACCACUUUCCCUUGUUGUUCUGCGGGGAAAUCAUGUUACCCAACAUCUCACCAAGCGCACCAGCUGAGAAACUCCGCACGACAGGCAAUAGGUUGUAAUCCUGCAGAGGGGUUAAAAAUACGGUAUUAGCAUUCCAGAAAUGUUACCCGACCAAUGCAUCAAUGUUACAAAAGCUAGCAGGGGAGAAGGUGCAAGCACACUGUAACUGGCAGAGGAGACCAAAGUUGAUUACCUUACUUUCUCCUCAGAGGUGACUAUAGAAUUGUAGUAUGUAGCAAACACUGUUCUGCAGCUGAAGCAGUGAAAACCGAAAGAGCAGCUAUGUGUGGAGGGAAUACAAACAAAGACUAAAAUAAUUUGAAGGGGGGUUGUGAUUGUGGUCAAAUGUUAACAUGAAUCUUAGUUUCUUGUUAAAAGAUAUAACAGAGGUACAGACUCUAAGGUACAACAGUUCUUACUUAAAGGAGCACAAUAACUCCCUCUCAAUAUUGACUGCUCAUCCAGUAAAUUGGCCUUACUGUGCAGUUCUAUUUAUUUUGUGCAUCUACUUUCGUUUUAAACAAAUGUUAUCACAAGGUUUGUAAAUGGCAUGUAAAGUUUUAUUUUUACUCUCAUUUUUGCUCUUCAGGGUGUCAUUGUGGCAGCAGAGAGGGUUUUUUUAUGUGCAGUUUGAAUGCUUCAUCAUCUUAUGACUGUGAUGUUCUCUAAUCAACUCUAAAGUGAUUACUAGCUAUGUCCCAGCUCAGGGGCUUUGGAGCAGCUGAGGUCCAGGCUGAACCUGCAUGUCAUUGGCAAAUGAGACAAGAUUAACAAAGACUAAACUAGUGUUGCAUUCAGGUGUUCUAAAGCUUCCUAUCGUGAAUUUCCUAUCAUGCAGUUGCCCUCAGAGUGCCUCUGACAUUGAAAUGCUGGUGGUUAACUGGUACCUGACAAGGUUAGACCACAUUAAUAGUAAAAAUAUCCAUGUAAUUUCUCCUGUAAUUAACAUGUGCAGGCCACAAACAAGAACAAACAGCAGAGUUCAUCAGUUAAUGUAUAUGAUUAACAUAUGUCUCACAAGGUGUCAGAAGUUACAGUUUACAACUUAAAUGCUGACUGUUGCACAAGUGCUUGACAGAUAUUAUAGGCUGAAAAUGAUAAGACAAUUGUGUCCUCCAAAUGAAAGCCAGACACAUUUUGGACAGCCCUUGUUGGACAGUUGAAACACACACAGCCUAGAAAAUUAGGACUUUUGGAGGGUCCAGCCCCUGAACUGGGACACAGUGACUUUAUUUAUAGAGUGUGCUCUAUUUCACUUUUUUAUGCUCUGACCAUUCAUAUCAUGGGGAUAUAUUUCACAGCAUCGGUAAUAUCAGUCCACCUGUAGUCUUACUGCACUGGAUAAACAUAUGUUAUAUUUAUGAGAACUUCACUAUCAUUACUCAAAUUGAGAUAGUUUUGGACAGCGCAUCUCAAACAAAUCACAGUUUUUUUAAAAGGGAAACCAUAAAGCAGCUGACAAACUCAUACCCUACCAUUGCAAUAGAAUCCAACUGUGAAUGACUGUCAUACUCUAAUUUUACACCCAUUCAUGUGUACAUUCUACCAUGCCAUGAUAACAGGGGUAGAUGACACUGGUUGAGUAAGCACAGUUUACAAUGUAUUGAACUGAUGGUAAAACUGUAAAAUGGAAUUAAUAACUGUCUUUUAACCAGAUGACAAAGACAUUUAGCUAAUGGGUCACUCAACAGUUUUACCAUUUUGAAAAAGUAAAAUUAAUAAAAAGUGGAUAGUAUUUUUAUAGGUAGAUAAAAGAUGGCCAGGUGCAUCUGUAAAUAGGACAAUGAUGCCUCUUUUUAAAGCUGAAGAUUUUUGUUUGUUUUUAUUUCUCCUAGCAUCAUUGCAUUUUUAGUGGUCUACUGUACCUUUAUUUUUUUUCUUUGGGGAAUAUCUUUUCUGUAUGUAUAUAAAUAUAUAUACAGUAUACAUAUAUAUAUAUAUAUGUAUAUAUAUUCUGUAAAUGUAAUUUGAAAAGUGAACUCUGAUUUUGAAAACGCUUGCAGGGUCUGUUGUCACCCCCACCCCAUCAUUUCCCCUGUGGUCGUGAGAUUGUGUUUUUAGCACAACUUGGUGGACUUUGUGUUUUGACCUCUGCUCUUGCUCACUUUGUAGGAGUGAAUUUAUUUUCUUUUUAACUGGAUGUAGUAUACCUCCACUACUCUUCACACUUCUCUCAGUAUUAUCCACUUCUUUUUUUAAAGAUUUUGUACACUCUUAAAAUGCUGUUGCAAUACUAAUGAAUAUUCAAUAUUUUAUCGCCCUUUUCUCUCAGUGUUUUCCUAACCAAUGUUAUUAAUCCACCAGUGUCACUUUACACUCUGAGUUUUAAGGACCUAUACUAUAUUUCCUUGAGUCAUUUAAUUUCCAUUUGCACUGAAUUCAGUCAUUGUUUACUUUCAGAUAAUAUCCAGCUCUUCAUACAUUUGGGGCAAUACCAAAUGUAGGGGGCAAUACCAAUUCAUACACCUGUAGCAAUAUCAUGUUACAGCUCCCAGAGUGAUUUCAUGGUGUUUGAUAGACAAAAAGGAAGACAGUUUGCAUGGGCUGGCCUGACCAUUUAAAUAACUGAUAUUUGCUUGUAUAGAGUUUAUUAGGUAAGCUUUUCUAGCUUCAUCAGGACUUCGAUGUUUGCUCUUUUCCUAAAGUCACAGUUUAAAAGGGAGAUAAUAGUUCCAUUUCACAGGACCUUCAAAAGUUUGGCCCAUUUGUCACCUUACCUAAUAUUUGAUAUGAGAACUGGCACCAAAAUCAUCACAUCUUCUGUCUUCUUUGUGACAUUGUUGUAAAUGUGUCAGCAGUGAUCAAGCAGUGCGUCUCAAUUCUGAUAUCAAGUGCUGCUGAUGCUUACUAAAGCUGAAUGAUUGAAUGUUAAAUGUACUAUCUAAACCUAUCAGGGAAAAGGGAAUUGUAGGAAAAGUUUAUUGACGCACAAUUUCACAAUUGGAAAAUACUUUCAGUUGUAUUAGAUACUUCAAUAGUAGAAUUCUCAAGCACAACUUGUGUUGUUUAUGCAGGAAGUCAGUCAGACGAUUACAGGUUUUUGUGCUGUUUUCUGAUAAUGCUGUAGACUCUAGUGUACAGUACACAUGCACUGUACUGGCAUUUGAACAGAUGGUUUUGGUGGCAAUCUUGUCCUUUACAAUAUAGAGCAUUUACAUUUAUAUUCGGUGAAGAGGUCAGUUUGGCAAGCUUCUCAAAAGUCCACAUCUGUUUAAAACUACGCUGAAGUUUGGAAGAAAGUAUAUUUUAUUGUAAAAAUGAUCAGAAACUAUCAUUGCUUUGUAUCGUCUCAUCAGAAUGAUUGAGAACUAAGUUUUAUAGACCAUAUCUUGUCGCGUAUUAGCAGUUUCAAGAGUACUCUCUUCACUGAAUUUACACAUUUCCCAAGCUAGAACAUUUAAAUACGUAUGCCCUCUGUUUUGUUACAUGAAUCUGUCAAAACUAUAUUUUUAAGUCAAUAUGAAUAAAGAUCAGUCAAUAUUUAAAAAUGGAUUGUUCUCAUUUU